AUGUUGACAGAUAAAUCAAAUUCUUUUGAAAAUAAACCAAAUGAUCAUAGUUGCAUAGAUGAACAUCUAUAAUAAUUUUAAAAAACCUCUUAGUUCACAAAUAUUGAUGAUAAUAGCACAAAUUACAAUGAUCAAGAAAUUAUUGAAUAGAGUGUUAUUUUAAGUAAGGAUCCAGAAAUUUAGAAAUCUAUUUGUUUAUAAGAAAAUGAAAUUCUAAGAUUGUCAUAGGCCUAUGCAGAUAAAUAUUACUACGAAAUGAAAUUUGAACAGUAUCAAAAUCUGUUAGCAUAAUAAUAAUGUACAAUUUCUAAAUUAUUGAACGAAAAGAAAGAUUUGCAAUAAAAAUUAGAGAAAAUAGUUAUAUAACAUAAUUAUUAAGAUAAUUAUGAUUCAUUAUAAUAGAAUCAACAAUUAGAAUAAAAAUUAGAAGAGCUUUAAAUAUUGAAUGAAAAUUUAACAAAGUAAAAUGAAUUGUAAGAUAAAUAAUUAGAUGAAACAAAAAGAUUGUUGCAGAAAAUAAAUAAAGAAUAAGAAUUAUUGUAAUAACAGUUUUAAGAAUACAAACUAUAAGUAUAUAUUAAGGAAUAAGAAUAACAAUAAUUGAUUACAUAGUUAUAAAGCAAGGGUUCCUAAGAAUCAAAGAUAUCAAUUUAUUAGGAAUUAUAACAUUAAAUGAAUGAAAUUAAAGAACAAAAUAAUUAUUUAUUUGAAUAAUUAAGUAAGAAAGAAUAAGAAAUAGAGUAAUAUUUUUAAAAAUAAUUGUCAAAUAUUGUGGAAUAGUUUACUUAAGAAAAAUAAGAUAUUUAGGAAGAAUUUGAUUAAUAAUUGGAAAAUAAAGAUGAAAUAAUUCAUUAAUUAGAAAUCUAAUUAAAUGAAGUGCAUAAUUAAGCACAAUAAUUAUACUCUGAGAAUUUACAAUUAUAAAAUUAAUUAGAUUUAUUAGGAUAGAAGUAUAAAUAUUUAAUUUAUCUCUUUUAGUUAUUAAGAAGAUAUUCAAUAAUAGGCUAAUGUGUUAUAAUAAUAAGUGGCAGAAUAUAAAAUAAUAAUAAAUAAUUUAGAAAAUUAGAUAUUUGAAAUGAAUGCUGAGAUUUAAAGAAGAGGGAGAUCAAAUGGAAAAGAGAAUGCAUAGAGAGUCUUAUAAGGAAUACAUAAAAAUAAUUAAUAAAGAUUAAGCACAGGAGAGAUGACAUUUUCGAAUAUAACUCCUAGUUCUAAAUCUUUUUAAUACUAAAAUUCAAAGAAUUGA
Molecule: messenger RNA, 1246 nt
Organism: Paramecium sonneborni
Lineage: Eukaryota; Ciliophora; Oligohymenophorea; Peniculida; Parameciidae
Source: the annotation of a GenBank genome assembly